Messenger RNA from Rattus norvegicus (Norway rat), 1803 nucleotides. It is a transcript of the gene Spo11, whose product is annotated as SPO11 initiator of meiotic double strand breaks. Gene Ontology annotation, cellular component: nucleus; chromosome; chromosome, telomeric region. The record is from RefSeq and is a predicted model, not a curated record. Lineage: Eukaryota; Metazoa; Chordata; Mammalia; Rodentia; Muridae. Gene Ontology annotation, biological process: reciprocal meiotic recombination; spermatogenesis; female gamete generation. Gene Ontology annotation, molecular function: DNA binding; catalytic activity; DNA endonuclease activity.
CAGCUGCCGCAGGCGCAGGCUCGCCGCACUGCUUGGCUACUCCUCUCUGAACCAGGCAGGAUGCCUGCAGGGCAGAGGCAGACAGCAGCUGCAGGCAGGACGCUCCCUCCCCCUCACCUUUGUCACGGAGGUGGGAGCCCCUGCCAGGCACCCGAACCUCGAGGCUCUCUCAAAGGAACAGAGGUUUAAGUGUCUUUGUUCAUCUGCUGCCAGGUAGCUCCUCAUGAGCUCUCCAGCCACCUCGGGACUUUUCACACGUCCCAGAGGAGGCGGCCGCUGCCUCUGGUGGAGUCGACCUGUGACACAGAUCUAUCUCCAAGGGGCAAAAAAACGGAUAGCAGGAGUGUGUGAAACCCAGGAGAAAGGUGCCUCUAAGUUGUCACCUUGCCCUCCCUCUUCAAGUCCCUUUUGAAGCUUGCCUGUUGUAUGGCUGUCCUCCGGAGGAAAACUAAAACAAAAACAAACAAAAAACCCCACCACCCAGGACAAAGGGCUAAUUCUGCCAGGAAGAACCCUACAAAAUGCUGGCCCACCCUGAGCUAGACCACUGGAGACACCUGGGAUUCUAAGGAUUUGACAUGAACCUGGCAUCAAAGUCUCCCUUUUGGUUCGGAAACCUACCGGCAUGCCCAGCCUCGAGUGCAGCAUUCAACCUUUGUGAGCCCAGACUCUCCAUCCAGAAAGUGAGGUUCUGAGGUUCUUACGUCUAUAGAAAAUAUUAUCCAAGACAUAAUCAAAAGCUUGGCAAGAAAUGAAGCGCCCGCCUUCACAAUAGACAACAGAUCGAGCUGGGAAAACAUGACGUUCGAAGAUGCUUUUGGCCUUCAGAUGAGACCUCAGUGUACCACAAGAAAAAUCAAAAGCGAUUCACUAAGAUCAGUUAGAAAAUUUGCUCUAAUUCUGAAAAUAUUGUCCAUGAUUUAUAAAUUAAUACAGAGCAACACUUACGCAACCAAGAGAGACAUAUACUACACUGAGAGCCAGCUCUUCAGGAACCAGGCUGCAGUGGACAGCAUUAUAGAUGACAUUUCCUGUAUGCUGAAAGUGCCCAGGAGGAGUCUGCAUGUGAUAUCUACAUCGAAGGGAUUGAUUGCUGGCAACUUGAGAUACGUGGAGGAAGAUGGUACCCAAGUCCAGUGCAUGUGUAGUGCCACGGCUACUGCUGUGCCAUCUAACAUUCAAGGGAUGCAGAAUCUGGUCACAGAUGCGAAGUUUCUGCUAAUCGUAGAGAAGGAUGCAACAUUUCAGCGGCUCCUGGACGACAACUUCUGCAGCAGGAUGUCCCCGUGCAUCAUGGUUACGGGAAAGGGUACUCCAGAUCUGAACACGAGGCUCUUGGUAAAGAAGCUGUGGGACACCUUUCAUAUUCCUGUCUUCACACUGGUAGAUGCUGACCCCUACGGCAUCGAGAUAAUGUGCAUCUAUAAGUACGGAUCCAUGUCCAUGUCUUUUGAAGCCCACAAUCUCACUGUCCCAACAAUCAGAUGGCUUGGUCUCCUCCCUUCUGAUAUUAAAAGGUUAAAUAUACCUAAGGAUAGUUUGAUCCCACUGACAAGGCGUGACCAGAUGAAGCUGGACAGUAUCCUGAGGAGGCCUUACAUUACCUAUCACCCCUUCUGGAAAAAAGAGCACAGCUUGUGCAGCAUGAAAUGUCUCACUAGUAACAGAAUGCAAGCGGCCCUGAGAGGGGGCAACGAAAGGGUCACAAGGCGCCGUUUGCUAGUACUUCCUCUUGCCUCAUGUACAGGCACCUUGCCCUGUUAAUGCAUCCUUGAAACUAAUAAAACUUAUUAUAAAUAAGUA